UAACGAAGUAAUCAUACUUGGAGUUCAUGUAGAUGUUCAUUGGGGAUGGAGCAAAACUUGUUCGUGAUGCCUUUCAGCUUGCAAAAGAGAAAUCCCCCUGCAUCAUUUUCAUAGAUGAAAUUGAUGCAAUUGGCACAAAGCGAUUUGAUAGUGAAGUGAGUGGGGAUAGGGAGGUGCAACGUACAAUGCUUGAACUGCUUAAUCAGCUUGAUGGCUUUAGUAGCGAUGACCGGAUCAAGGUGAUAGCAGCAACAAAUCGUGCUGACAUCCUUGACCCAGCUCUUAUGCGUUCUGGUCGGUUGGAUCGUAAAAUUGAGUUUCCACAUCCCACAGAAGAUGCAAGAGCUAGAAUUCUGCAGAUUCACUCGAGGAAGAUGAAUGUCCACCCAGAUGUGAAUUUUGAA
Molecule: messenger RNA, 404 nt
Organism: Prunus avium (sweet cherry)
Lineage: Eukaryota; Viridiplantae; Streptophyta; Magnoliopsida; Rosales; Rosaceae
Source: RefSeq, a predicted model, not a curated record